Messenger RNA from Dovyalis caffra, 1230 nucleotides. The record is from the annotation of a GenBank genome assembly. NCBI's taxonomy places the organism in Eukaryota, Viridiplantae, Streptophyta, Magnoliopsida, Malpighiales, Salicaceae.
AUGGAGCACAAUGAUAACUGGGUUCCAAGAGCAGGUCGGAAGAGAAAGCUGGAAUCACAAGAUAAAGGGAUGCUUAACUUCUCCUUGGAUGAGCUCAAUGAAGACCUUCUUGAAAGGGUUCUUUCAUGGCUACCUACCUCUUCAUUUUUUCGUGUUGCUUCGGUGUGCAAGAGAUGGAAAUCAGUUUCAGAUUCUGCAAGUUUCAAGCUUGCCUGCUCUGAGAUUCCUUCACGAGAGCCAUGGUUUUUCAUGGUGGAUCCCCAUCUUAACCAGUCAACCAUCUUUGACUCUGCUGAAAGAAGUUGGAAAAAACUCAACCAUCCGCCACUCCUCCAGCGAAGCUCUAACUGCGAUUCCAUGCCUGUUGCAGCGUCUGGUGGCUUAGUCUGCUUCCACAAUGAAGCAUGCAAUUUCAUCAUAUGCAAUCCUGUGACAGGAUCCUGUCGUGAGCUCCCUCCAGUGCAUCCAGCCCAAGAAAACGAGCCUCUUCUCGCUGUAGCAAUGAAUUCACAGAAUAAUCAGUCCUAUAAGCUUGUAUUGGUCUCUGGCGAACUACCAAGACUUUCAUGCAAAGUCUAUAAUUCAAACAUUGGUUGCUGGGGAGAAGAGAUCUUGUUGAGAAGAAAGGUUGACGAGUCUCAGGAAUUUGAUUUAAAUGAUGACAAUGCUGUGUACUUCCUUAGUAAGGCUGGAAACGUUGUGGCAACUGAUAUGCAGAGGAGCCCAUCUAAGCAAUACUCAUCAGUUAUAACUGUUAAGGACGGAGAGGAGAUUGUUUAUUUCCUUAGCUCCUCAGGUACGAUUGUUUCUUGCAAUCUGACCACCAAGUGCUUCUCUGAGUAUCCCAGACUACUGCCUGUCUUUUGUGAGUACUCCAUCGAUGUGGUGGAGUGUAAAGGAGAGAUGCUAGUUAUUGUGUUAUCAGAGUUUUUUGAAAGCUCAAACCUCAGGAUCUGGAGGUUUGACGAGGGUACUCGAUCUUGGAAUCAGAUUGUAGCGAUGCCUCCAGCAAUGUCACACGAGUUUUAUGGCAAGAAAGUGGAUAUAAACUGUGUUGGAGCCGGUGACCAGAUAUUUAUCUGCUUGAACUCUGCAGAGUUUUUUCGUUAUGUCCUGUGUGAUUUGAGAACCAAUGAGUGGGUUGAAUUACCAAUGUGUUUGAAGAAUGGUGAAGCUAUAGAGUUCAUGUCUGCCUUCUCUUUUGAGCCAAGGAUUGAAGCUUCUGUCUAA